AUGGGCGACACCACGUACGACUCGUCCGUGAUUGCUGCGGAGCUGCGGCGCCUGCACGUCCAGGAUGCCGCCGAGAAGCAGCAGGAGGCUGCGCGCCGAGAGGCCCAGCGAGACCGCACGCGCAGCCUCGUGCGCUUGAUGCAGCUCGACACUCGCGACGAGGCCAAGAUCGCGCUCCAUGCAGAGAACGCCACGCACUACAACCAGCGCGCGGCGGUGCUGGACCAGAUCCGCGCGCUGCAGAGCCGCUACCAGGCCGAGAAGAAGAGGCUCCCAGCCAUCCAGGACAAGAAGGAGCGGCACGAGCGGCUGCAGCGUGCCAAGGCGGCGCGCGACAAGGAUGUGGCCGCGCUGCGGCAGUACUUGGCGCAUCUGGAGGCCUCGGCGCCGGCCGUGGUGCGACCGGGGAGCUCCUCGUACGCAGGGAACGUCGACCGAGCUGCAACGCCUGCAGGAAUUGUGUCACUGCCAGAGAUGACAGUGCAAAAGCCGAGUCGCCGGAGCGAGAGCGUCUCAGCUACAGUUUUUAAGCAGCUCAUGGACCAAAUCCGAGCGAUCAAGAAGGACCGACCCACGAUGCUAGACCCGUACAUGGCGAACCUGAAGCUUGCUCGUCUUUGGGAUCGCUUGCACGACACGGCGCGAUGUCUGGAGAACUACGACGCGGCGUGUCAGAUGAUGAAGGAGAAACACCUUGCUCAAAUACCACCGGAAUUGCUGGAGGAAACCUUGGAGAAGCAGCGGCUGCGGAGGAGAUCAGCGCUCCAUUAUUUGUUCUCGCGCGCGCUGCAGCGCAAACAACGCCAAGAGGCUGCAGAUCUGCUGUCAAAAUUUAUCGAGCUCUCACUCCCAGAAGACCGCCUGAAGGAUCUUGCUUAUGUGGACAGAAUUCUGCGCGAGCAAGAGUACAUUGAGGACCCGACCCUCGCGAGCUCAGAUGAAAUUAAAUUCACGAUUCGAAGCUCCAACAGCCUGGGGCAUCUGACAGACCUGCGCCUCAAAUUACUGAGAGAAAUGCUAGCGGCAGCGUCAACAGAUCCAUACCUCAUCGAGUCCGUAGCGAACAUCCACGUGCGGAGGGGGGAGUUCGCGGCCGCGGAGGAGCUCACUGCCCGCUUUGUAGCGCUGCCUCCCGUCAAGCGAAUAUCGUUAUUUGCUACGUUUAACGAGCUGCGGUGCGGAAUGUAG
Messenger RNA from Phytophthora sojae, 1188 nucleotides. RefSeq lists its product as hypothetical. NCBI's taxonomy places the organism in Eukaryota, Oomycota, Peronosporomycetes, Peronosporales, Peronosporaceae. The transcript has 10 exons. Bases 1 to 1188 code for a protein of 395 amino acids. The record is from RefSeq and is a predicted model, not a curated record.